Molecule: messenger RNA, 4700 nt
Organism: Lucilia cuprina (Australian sheep blowfly)
Lineage: Eukaryota; Metazoa; Arthropoda; Insecta; Diptera; Calliphoridae
Exons: 1
Coding region: 414-668 (84 amino acids)
Source: RefSeq, a predicted model, not a curated record
UGUGGAUCAGUUUUACGUAAAAAUUUCACUGAAACGGUUUGUUAAAGUUUAAACUACGGAUAAAUAAAGAAACGUAUAAAAAAACACAUACAACACAAAAUAAAACAUCCGACAAAUACUAAACUAAAUGGAAUUUUAAUAGAUUUUUUUCUAACGAUAAUAAGGAAAAAAAAAUACAAAUAAAUAAAAGAUUUUUGUAUUAGAAACAAAAAUAUUCGUUAAACGUUAAGCCAAAAUACAAAGAAUUAAGAAAAAUUUAUUGCAUUUUUUGGUAUUUACUUUAAACGAACACACUCACACAAACCCAGUGAAUUUAAAAAAAAAAUUAAAGCAAAAAAAAAUUUGCUACAAAACAAAUAGAAAUAGAACAUUUUUUCCAUUUAAAUAUUAAUAAAAACUACAACAAAAACAAAAUGUCUCAUCAAUGCAGUUGCGGUCGUGACCUCAACAAUAAUUAUGUCGGCUAUACAAGUGCUUACGCAAAUGCCAAUACCAGCUUAGAUCGUGAGUCCAAUGCCACCUUAAGUGGCUCUUCAAAAUCUUCACCAGGCUCACAAACCCAAUUCACAGCCAAGCUAAUAGUGGGCACAGUGGGCGCCAUUAAAGAGCUAAGGGAAAAGGAAAAAUCACGUCAAACAAUGACACGUGCCGGAGAUCGUAGAAAUUGAGUUGCAAAUGAAAAUAAAAAGAAAAAACGGUUAAGUUGCUUUUCUUUAAGUUUUUCCAAAACAUUUUAGAGGCAAAAAAAGUGUUAUUAAGCUGUUAUUUUUAAGGUGUUGUAAGAAAAAGCAGGUGUGUUUUCAGUUGUUUAUCUAGAAUGAAGUGAUGAAAGUGUAGUACUUUCUGAUUGUUAGUGUGAUUUAACAAAAAAAAAAAUAUUAAACAAAUAUGUAGUAAAUUAGUUAAACAAUUAAGUUUAUUAUGAUGUCCUUUUUUCUAUUCUAUCUUAAAAGAAAAAAAUGUUUUGUAUAUUUUUUUUUAAGAUUUAUAAUGGAUUUAUUCAUUAUAGGUUUUUUACAUUUAAAAAGGGAGUCAAAUUAGUACCGUUUUAUAUAGUUUAAAGAAAAUAGAAAUUUAUUAUAAAAUUUCUUUAAAAUGUAAAUUAAUUAAUUUUAUUUAAAAAAAUGCAGUUAUUUAAUAAGGUGUAAAAUUUAUGAAAAAUAUUCAAGAAUAAUUACAUGGACAUAUUUAAGAUAAAACAUUUUUAAAUUAUAUAAUUUUCUGCAAUAAAAAUUACAAAGAUUAGGAGAUUAUGAUUUUCUUUAUAUUAUGAUUUUUACAUUUCUCUACGUAUUACUCUUUUUGCAGAAAAAUUUGCAGGAUAUCAACGAUUAAUAGCCAAUGCCUUUUAAUUGUUGUAUUAAUUCCUAGUUAAACUUGUUUUAACUAAGGUUUGUUAAUCUUCGAUUAAAUAGACUUUUCAAUACUAGUUACUAUCAUUAACUAGGUUUAAUUAAACUACAUAAUGUGAAAUAAUAGAAACCCAAAUACCAAGAUAUACAUCUUUAAAAGAAAAAGAUGCCCUAAGUCCAAAUCUAGCAUCUAUCUUCACAUCUAGUUUAUAAAUAAUUGAAACCCAUAGUCUAAGGUAUACAUACAUCUCAGUGUCUGAGCCCGAAUUUGGCAAUAAAAUUUUCUUUACAACAUCUACUUCGUAUAGAAAACCCGCAUUUCGUUAACAUAUUUUACAAUUGACAACGCGAAGUUUUUUUAUAUCAUCUUCAAGUCCAAUCUGUCGAGUUUAAAACUCUGUUACAUCUUUUCCCUUAUUCGAGUUAUUUUAACCUAAAACAGCAAAUGGUAUAUCCAAGGAGAAGUAAUAAGAUAUAACAGAAAUUUAAUCUUUAUUUUCAAGAUGACAGAUUAGUUUUUAAGAUGAUGUAACAAAAUUUUUAAAUAAAGCAUUCUUGGCGCUAUUGCGCCAAAUACGGAAUCAGCGUACUCAAUUUUUUAGAAAAGUAUGUUUUGGUCUUUGGAUUAUAAACAAUUUACAACAAAAGUUAAACUUUUAAAGAACUCUUGGCGCUAUUGCGCCAAAUACGGAUUCAGUGUACUCAAUUUUUUAGAAAAGUAUGUUUUGAUCUUUGGGUUAUAAACAAUUUACAACAAAAGUUUAACUUUUAAAGAACUCGGUUUAGUUAAUCUACAGUUUUGUUUUGUUCUUUGGGAUUAUUAAAAAUUUGUAUUUAGAAUACAAGUUUAACUUUCAUGAACUCGGUUUAGUUAAUUUAUAGUUUAAGAUCUAGAUUCAUAUUCGGGCAUUCAAUUGUGUUAAAAAGUAUGUUUUGGUCUUUGGGUUUUAAACAAUUUUAGCAUUAAUUUUUAUUUAAAGUUUAAUUUUCAUGAACUCAGUUUAGUAAAUCUACAGUUUCAGAUGAUGUAACAAGAUUUUGAAAUGUAACUACCUUUGCGUUAUUACAACUUUUAAAAUAUGAUUAAAUUUAAAUUGGGAUUCAGGGCAGUUAAUCCUUAUUAUUGUGAGUUUAAAUGUUGAACUUUCAUUAACCCGAUAUAUAUAAAAGAAUAUAAUAUCAAUAAUGGUGGCUAUCUUUAGCUAAUAUUUAAUAUUAAAAGUUGACAUUUAAACGUUAGUUAAUCUAUCGUUAUGUAAAGGUAAUCAAAUUCUAAAUUCAUUCCUUAAUUAAGGAAAUGUUGUUUGAAGUUAAUUCAAGUUUAAAUCGUUAACUAACCAUUAAGGCAGCCUUGUUUAGUUAAUCUUAAAGUUUAAAAAAGAAAGCAACUAUUUGCAAAAAUAAAUCACGAAUUUAAACUUUUGGUAAACUCAGGAUUAUCACGUCUAGUUAGUUAAUCUGCAGUUAUGAAUGUGUUUAGUUAAAUUUUCUUAAACUAUGUUAAAUUUGCGGUUAUUCUACUCUUAUAUAAAUUAAAAGUAAAAAUUCUAAAUAAAUUUAUAAGAAAGUUCGAGGCGCCUUAUAUCUACCUCAGUUCAUAUAGAUAUUCAGAUUUUCAAAAUUGUAUUGUAAGACGUGACAACUAUUACUUGAAAUAAAAAUAAAUAGACAUUGAGAUAAAGGGGCUAAAACUUUGAAACGUCAAACUGUCUUAAACAUGGUUAGUUAAACAGAUAUAUAAAAUAUUUGACCUCGCCACCAUCUACUGUCUACCAGACAGGAACGCUAAUCUACCGGAGGCGACAAAAUUUAAAUUGGACUAUUUCAUGCAGUAAAUCUUCAGAUUUAAACUUUCAUUAAUAUUUAAAAACCACCAGUAAAAUAAGGAUUAAAACUCUUUCUAAACCUGGAUGCCUAAAGUGCAAAAGAUUGUAGAUUUUAAUAAUUAAUUUGAAUAUUUAAAGACUUUUAAAUCUUGUAAAAAUUUAUAACAAAAUUUUGAAUUUUCAUCGAAUAUUUUUUUUUUAAUUUUUAUUUCACAACAUUAACACUGCAUUUUCUUUUUUCUUAUCCUUUAAUAAUUAAUUUUUCAUUUCCUAUUAAUGCUUUACAAUUUUAACGAAUUUCUUAAUAAUUUAAUUAGUAUAUCAUGUUUUUAUUUUUUAUAACUUAAGUGCAAUUUUAUAGUUUUUUUUGUAAUUUUUUGUUUGUUAUGUUUUUAAAAAUUUUUGUUGUAAUUUUCAUUUUCUUUUAAGUUAAAUAAUUGGGUUUUAAAAAAAAUUAAAUUUGUUUUCGAUAAUUACUUCCGUUUGGUGAAGUAAAUAAAUUUCAAUGGUUAUGGUUAUAUAGCUUAAGUAUUUGUAAAAAAAAACCCGGUAUAUAGAGAUUUUUAAUAAAGUUAUUAAUGGUUUAUAACAGAAAUUUUGUAUAGAAAAAGUGUUUAAUAAAACAUAAAUAACUUUAUGAAUGUUUAAAUAUCUUAUCCAUAAACUUUUAUCAAUGGUUUAUAAAUCAAAUUUUCUUACAAAAUCUGUUUUAUAAACUUUUGAUAAAUUUUUAUGAAUAAGGCAGUAAAAGUUUACCAGUAAGAGUUUAAGGCAAAAGUUGUUAAUUUUGAGUUUUAAUCUUAAUUAGUUUUGAAACAAACAACAUCAGAAGUGCAAUAGUUUUAGGCUUUGCUUAAAAUAUAAAUAAAAAAAACUAUAAAGUUUUUAAAACUUUUUUUUUUUAUUUUCGCUUAAACUUAACAAUUUUAUUGUUAAAAAAUAAACUACUUAAUUGUUGGUUUUAUUUUUUUUAAAUUUUUUUUUUAAUAAACCAAUGUCAACCAAGUUUAUUUAACUCAUAGUAAAUUACAUCAUCUUUAAAUAAUCAAAAGCAAAUGAAAUUAAAAUUAUAAUAAAAAAAAAUAACAAAACAUUAUUAUCAAUAUAGAUUUAGAAACAAAGGAACAUCUAACAAAAGAAAAAAAUGCAAUAACUCAUUUAGAAAACAAACAAAUAAACAAAAGUUCUACAAAACUGAAAUUAAAUUAAAAAAAUAUAUAAAAAAUCUAAACUUAUUUAUAAUUAACUUAAGCAAAAAAGUGUUAAUAAUUUUAUUAUACAGUUGUAAAGAUUAUUUUUUAUUAUAUUUAAAAAAUAACACAAAAUUGUUUUUUUGUAGUUAUCACUUAAAGUACACAGUUUUUUCAUUAUUUUUAUAAUAAAUAUCUUAUUUAAAUGCACACUUUCAAAUUAUUUAUAUUGUUGUAAAAAUAUUAUAGUUUUGGGAAGCUAUCCCUGCAAUCAUUUAUGCGUCUAAGAACUUUCCAUGUUUUAUGUGAUUUUUAAGUAGUAAGUAGUGAAA